AUUUUCUGAACCGAACAUGGUCUUCUGAUGCCGUCGCACAUCCACCUCAAGCCCUUUCCUCUCAACAUGCCUGCAGCGAUGCACCUCGCUGUACUGCUGCUCCUGUUUGCCGUGACCGUCUGUGGAGACUCCACCGCUUCCUCUACAACAAAGCCAGAACCACAGUCAACCGCAGGUCCUACAGCUCUCACAACUUCGACUGUGGGAAAAACAACUAAUGUCGCUUUAUCAACCACCACCACUUCAUCAAAGCAGGUCACCACAAACACGUUAACGUCAUCAACACCCUCAACUUCGACACAAACACCCAGUGGGGCUGAGGUAACCACCACCAGACGUCAGACUGAGAUGCCAACAACCAACCAGACGUCCACCGGUAUACCAGCAGCCAACCAAACGUCCACCGGGAUACCACCAACCAACCAGACGUCCACCGGCGUACCACCAACCAACCAGACGUCCACUAGGAUACCAAUAACCAACCAGACGUCCACAGGGAUACCAGUAACAAACCAAACAGUUACCAAUGGAUCGACAAUCCCACCAACUUCAGGAACACCAUACUUCACUGCAAACACCACUGUUAACGCAACAGGCUCAGCUCUUUCACCCGACAUGUUAAAUGGCUUGGCAUCAAACCCCGGCCUCGUCGCCAUCAUCUUCAUCUUCUGUAUCGUCAUCAUCCUCGCGCUGGUGGUUGCCGCCGUGAAAUGCUCCCCAUCAUCAAGAAACAAUUUUGAGAGGCUUGAAGAUGUGCCCAUGGGCAAAGUCAACGAAGGGUCUCCGUUUGCCCACUACUCAAAAUGACAGAAGGGACUUCAGACACGAUGUCCAGGAGGAGAGUGGUCCGCUGUAGGAGUCUGAUUCUACUGAACACAAAGAAAUAUCCACUCCAUCAUUGACUUUAACUUUAGGCAGAAAAGAAAAAGACAACUUGUGUGGUUUUCUCUCUCAGACCCUUUUAUUUCUUUACAAAGAACUGUUGUCAGUGCUUCUGCCAAAGAGUUCUGACCUCUGACUUGUUUGCCUUGCUGCUCAUAUUUCUGCUGAUUUAAGCUUUAUCAGCUUUCUUCAGCAUUAAAUGUAAAAGCUUUUAAUAUAAUGUCCCUCUAAGCACUUCCAAUUCAUUAUUGCACUCUUACAUGUAACAAAGGAUGUUCUGCUGCAGGUAUAUGUAGGUUUCACAAUUAUUUUGGAAACCAAAAGCUUGGUAUGCUCACCCUGCAAAUUCAAAUAACUUUGUUUGUUUGAUCGUGACUCAUCUGUUAAUGUGUAAUUCUGGCCGGUUAUAUUAUUUCUAGCUUUAUGUAAUAAAGCUUUACGGACUCUAGAUAAAACUAUUUUCUUCGAAUACACUGGUAACAUAAAUGAUCAUCUACCAAAUCAUAUCCAGGGGGCAAAGCUGCUUUUGAUCCUUAAAUUCAAUUUACUUAACCAAUGUCAAACAUACAGUUGGUUCUGUUGACACACAGACUUCCACUAUUCAAGAAUAAAAUGUUCUAAUAACUAUGUUUAUGCUCGGUGACUGCACUAAAUCCACCUUUUUUUUCCUUUUGCCCCAGGUCCCUCUGUGUGCAUUUAACACUCAGAUGUAAUGUACAUAACU
Limanda limanda (common dab) is the source of this 1606-nucleotide messenger RNA. Its product is annotated as protein CIST1-like. NCBI's taxonomy places the organism in Eukaryota, Metazoa, Chordata, Actinopteri, Pleuronectiformes, Pleuronectidae. The record is from RefSeq and is a predicted model, not a curated record. The transcript has 5 exons. The coding region runs from base 28 to 807 and encodes 259 amino acids.